This is a messenger RNA of Drosophila eugracilis, 2428 nucleotides long. RefSeq names its product ATPase family AAA domain-containing protein 3A homolog (gene bor). Gene Ontology annotation, biological process: mitochondrion organization. Gene Ontology annotation, molecular function: ATP binding; ATP hydrolysis activity; zinc ion binding. Lineage: Eukaryota; Metazoa; Arthropoda; Insecta; Diptera; Drosophilidae. Gene Ontology annotation, cellular component: mitochondrion. The record is from RefSeq and is a predicted model, not a curated record.
CACUACACUCCUUGAGAAUCACGUUGUUGGACGUUGAGCAAAAGCUGUCAAAAUUUCGUAAUAUUUUCUAGAUUGUUUUUUUCCUUAUACUCUGAGUGAAACGCGCGAGUAGCGCACGCCAACGUAGUAGCACCAUGUCAUGGCUUUUGGGCAGAAACCGGCAACAGCCGCAGCCGGAGCAGUUUCCAGAUGGAGGUGGAGCUGCUGAUCCGGAGGGCAGGACGGCCGGCGAGAAGUCCGGGGACGCUCAAUUGAGCCGGGCGGAACGUAAGGCCAUGGAGGCAUACCGCUUUGAUUCAUCGGCGCUGGAACGAGCGGCAGAUGCGGCGAAAACUCUGGAGCGUUCAAAACACGCCCGGGAGGCCCUCGAGCUAUCAAAGAUGCAGGAGGCCACUCGGCAGACGGAGUACAACACCAAGGUCAAAGAGUACGAGGCCCAUAUUGAGCAGGCCAAGGUCGAGCAAAAGCGUAUCGAUCACGAGGAGCGCCGCAAGACCCUCAUCGAGGAGACCAAGCAACAGCAGCAGAGAGCCCAGUACCAGGAUCAGCUGUCCCGUAAACGAUAUGAGGAUCAAUUGCAGCAGCAACAGCGCGUUCAAGAGGACAACCUGCGCAAGCAGGAGGAGAGUGUUCAGCGACAGGAAGCCAUGCGCCGCCAGACCAUUGAGCAUGAAAUCGAGAUGAAAGAGAAGAACCGGCUCAAGCUCCUGGAACACGAACUGCGGGCCAAGGCACGUGUGGAUCGCGAGAACCGCGACAUCAACCUGGAGAAGAUCCGUCUUAAGGCUCAGGAACAUCGCACCACCGUACUGGAGGGAAUCAAAACCGCUGGCACUGUCAUUGGCGCUGGCGCCGAGGCUAUGCUUACCGAUUGGGACAAGGUGUUGACUGCUGCCGGCGGACUUUCGCUGCUAGCUUUGGGCGUGUACACCGCCAAGGGAGCCACCGGCGUUGUUUCCCGAUAUGUGGAGGCACGCAUCGGCAAGCCCACACUAGUGGGUGAGACGUCGCGAUUUGCUUUCCUAGAUGCCCUAAAGAACCCUCUGAGCUACCUGAAGAGGCUGCGCGCCAAACCAACCGAUGCUUUACAGGGCGUGGUCCUUAAUCCAAAACUGGAAGAGCGUCUACGAGACAUUGCAAUCGCCACGAAGAACACCCGUAUCAACCGAGGAAUGUAUAGGAACGUACUGAUGCACGGCCCUCCCGGAACGGGCAAGACCAUGUUCGCCAAGAAACUGGCGGAGCACUCGGGCAUGGACUUUGCCAUUAUGACUGGUGGCGAUGUGGCACCCAUGGGCAAGGAGGGUGUCACGGCCAUCCAUAAGGUGUUCGACUGGUCGCACACCUCGCGACGCGGCCUGUUGCUGUUUGUGGACGAGGCAGAUGCCUUUUUGCGCAAGCGUUCAUCAGAAAAGAUCUCGGAGGAUCUGCGUUCCGCCCUGAACGCCUUCCUCUACCGUACCUCCGAGCAGAAUCCUAAGUUUAUGCUCGUGCUGGCCUCCAACACUCCCGAACAAUUCGAUUACGCCAUAAACGAUCGUCUCGACGAGAUGGUGGAGUUCACACUGCCUGGCCUGGAGGAACGUGAGCGCCUCUUGCGCCUGUACUUUGAUAAAUAUGUGCUGCAGCCGGCCGCUGCGGGAGCAAAACGGUUUAAGCUAGACACCUUUGACUAUGGUCAGACGUGUUCGAAGAUGGCCGCUCUCUGCGAAGGCAUGUCGGGUCGAGAAAUCUCCAAACUGGGUGUUUCCUGGCAAGCGGCAGUUUAUGCCUCCGAGGAUGGUUUGCUCACCGAAAAGAUGGUAAUGGACAGGUGUUACUCCGCCGCUCAGCAGCACAAACAGAAGAUGGCCUGGCUGUCAGAUCAAGAGCGUGCUGAUCACAAAUCCAUUACGGGCGCUGCUGCACCGCCUCUUACGCUAACUGCCAAUAAACUGUGAGGCGUGGAGUUGGAACUGGAGUUAAAGUAGAUGCAACCUGCAUUCAAAACUUGUUUAGUUUCCUAAUCAUUUAACUUUAAGUUGGUAACGCACAGGGCUUUAUCUUACUACCGGAUACCAAACAGCAGCCGAGACACCAAAUAAGUGCAUAUCGGUUAUAUGUAUGCAUUUAACGCCUGUACAAAAUCGUUGGCAGUAGCACGUGUUCGUCUAUAGAUGCAAUUAAGUUUGACCCACUGAUAAUUGUAUUAUAAGCUUGCAUUAACUGUCUCACUAGUGUAUACAAUAAGAAGUAUAUAUUUUAACUGCUGUUGUUGCAUUUCGUAUGUUAAAGCUUUGGACGUAGAUUGUAAAUUGAAACCGGUCAUCCCAGCACUGUGAGAGAUUUAUAUUAAACUUCUCGCUGGUGGUGCCAACAAUUUGACUUGUCCGCAGUGUUUUCCUAUGUAUGAGUAUGAAGUAAAUAUAUAUAUAUAUUACUUGUUAAA